AAAUAUAAGAGGGAAAAGCAGAGGAUGAACGGAUAUAAAUAUGCUGGAAAGUAGAAGAACAGAGAUGCCGAUAACGAGAGAGAGAGAAGAGUACGGCCAGUGUCCAGUCAAAUUGGAGCAGAGAUCGAAUAAUGCGCAUUUUAAAUAUGUAUAUAUAGCUCUCUCCUCUGUUUCCUUUUGUUGCCAUAAAAACACAUAGGAAUCGCAUAAAAACUGGGCAACUCAAAAGGCCAAAAGAAGUGAGGCUGCCCCCUCGUCGCCUCACGUCGUCCUAUACUCCUAUCGCUUUGGUGGUGGUGGUGGUGGUGCAUUGUGGCUUUUGGUUUUGCAUUGGGGGUUUGUGGUGGUUGACGCCUGCCUCUUUUACCGGUAUUUCAGUUUAUAAAAACUACCUUUUUUUUGGGAAGUAAAAUAAUAACAACUACCCAGUCUACCCUUUUUCCGUUUCCCAACUUUGGCGACAGACCCACCAAUUCGAUUCUGCUAAACUCCCCGUUUCCUCUCGAAGCGCUAUAUCUAAUAAAGCAUUUCGGGUUCGUCUUCUGUUUGAUGAAUUGCGCCAAAGACACCAGAAGGAGAUGACGAUGAAAGGAAGGAUAUCAAGGAUUGGGAGUUAUGCAAUAGCAUCAUCAAUCAGGGACCGUAACCAACAACCCUGCAUUACUUGCACCACCUUCAACAUCCUCGCACCCAUUUACAAACGCUUCAACCAUAAGGGCCACAGUUGUCGAGAAAGUGAUUAUAGAGCAUAUUGGUUGGCCAGGAACCACAGGAUAUUGGAUUGGUUGUUGUACGAAAAAUCUUCCAUUAUUUGUCUUCAGGAAUUCUGGCUUGGAAACCAAGAGCUUGUAAGUAUAUAUGAGAGGAGGCUGGGUGAUGCCGGUUAUAUUAUUUUUAAACUUGGACGGACCAACAACCGCGGUGAUGGUCUUCUAACUGCGGUGCACAAGGACUAUUUUAGAGUUCUUAACUAUAGAGAAUCGCUCUUCAAUGAUUGUGGAGAUCGUGUUGCUCAAUUGUUACAUGUUGAAUUACUUUCCCCAUUUUCGCAAUCUCGAAGCAAUGAUAUUCAUCAGGAUAUUCUUAUUGUGAACACACACUUGUUAUUUCCUCAUGAUUCAACUCUGUCUCUGGUGCGACUUCAUCAGGUAUAUAAAAUUUUGCAAGAUGUGGAAUCUUAUCAGAAGGAAUACAAGCUUAAUCCUAUGCCCAUCAUACUCUGCGGUGAUUGGAAUGGGAGCAAACGUGGACAUGUUUAUAAAUUUCUAAGAUCUCAAGGGUUUAUAUCUUCAUAUGAUACAGCUCAUCGGUAUUCUGAUGCUGAUGCUCACAAGUGGGUUAGCCAUCGGAAUCAUCGGGGGAACAUUUGUGGUGUGGAUUUUAUAUGGCUUCUUAAUCCUAAUAGAUAUCGAAAACUACUAAAAGCAAGUUGGACAGAAGCUGUGUUUGGCAUGUUUAAGUUUCAGUAUCUAUUACGGAGAGCUUCGCUGACGGAAUAUGAUGCAUUUGCCUUUCUGAAAGCUGAUAAUGACAGUGAUUACAUCACAUAUUCAGGUUUCUGUGAAGCUCUUAGACAGCUUAAUUUGACCGGCCACCAGCAUGGGCUCACUGUUGAAGAGACAAAGGACCUGUGGGUCCAAGCCGACACUGAUGGAGAUGGCGUGCUUGAUUAUAAAGAAUUUCAGCAGCAAAUUUGGAAACCAUCUUGGUCGGAGCAGAGGGACGAGACAAUCAAUGAAGUCCAAGACAACGUCAUGAAGGGUAAUCAAGUGCAGACUGUUGGUUUCAGCGUGAAGAAUGCUGUGCUAUUCCCUCCGGAAGUGGAGAAAGGAAGGUGGCCUGAAAAUUAUUCGCUUUCUGAUCAUGCUCGACUUACAGUUGUUUUCUCACCGAUAGGGAUGCCGUGCUCAAAGUUGAUAUCCUGACCAAACCAAACCCAUAGGGAGCAAGAGUUGGCUAGUGUUGAUAUGCUCGUCAUAACUUGCAUGAGGUGCAAAGUUCGAUUCCUCAUCUCUCAAAAAAAUUAAUAACAUAACCCCACGAUUUAUCAAAAAAAAAAAAAAAAAACACCCCAGAUGCAAUUCUAUAGUGUAUUGAUAUGUAUGGGAAGGGAAAGUGGCCAUUGACAGAUAUUAGAUGGAUACUAAGAUAGUCCACUGAUGAGCCUUUUACUGAAAGUUGUUCAUAUGAUAGGGAGACAAGGUAUUGUGGCACCAAAGUUGUGUGGGACUCGAAACACUAUACAUACAUUCUCAGAGGGUAUAGGGCAGACCGUAGAAAUUAACCUAAUUUCUCUGUUGUGUUAUGUUCUUGCCUUGUUCCUUUCUUUUCAAUUGAGGAGGAACGGAGAGGAUAAGAAAGAUGACUAAGUAGUAGAAAUAGAAGUGUGAAAUUAUAGAAAGGAAAGGAAAAAAAGAAAGACUUGAGAUUAUGUGUA
Tripterygium wilfordii is the source of this 2437-nucleotide messenger RNA. RefSeq lists its product as uncharacterized. The coding region runs from base 579 to 1925 and encodes 448 amino acids. Lineage: Eukaryota; Viridiplantae; Streptophyta; Magnoliopsida; Celastrales; Celastraceae. Gene Ontology annotation, molecular function: 3'-5'-RNA exonuclease activity. The record is from RefSeq and is a predicted model, not a curated record. The transcript is spliced from 10 exons.